Messenger RNA from Pyrus x bretschneideri (Chinese white pear), 3958 nucleotides. RefSeq lists its product as uncharacterized. The record is from RefSeq and is a predicted model, not a curated record. Lineage: Eukaryota; Viridiplantae; Streptophyta; Magnoliopsida; Rosales; Rosaceae. The coding region runs from base 419 to 3655 and encodes 1078 amino acids. Gene Ontology annotation, molecular function: ADP binding; DNA binding; metal ion binding. Gene Ontology annotation, cellular component: nucleus. Gene Ontology annotation, biological process: defense response to fungus. The transcript is spliced from 5 exons.
UGGUCACCUCCACUUUAAUGCAUGCAUUGCCAUACUACUUCAAACAAUCUUUUUUGAGUUUUGACUCGAAAUUCAACUUAUGGAGACAACCACAAAAAGUCAAACUGGUUAUAGAAGUUAACGCGUUAAAUGUCUGUUGAGUGGCGUGAGGGAGGGACAUUCCCAAGAUUGGAUUCCUGAGUUCGUUCAGUUGACCGAAAACUCUUCGCCGCUCUUCAUUUCUGUAAUCGGAGCUUCUCCGGGGAAAACAAGGAGGAGGCCUCAGCAGCCACUCACGCGGCGGCCACGCUGUUCGGAUUUUGAACAAAAAACUGGUCAGAAAAGUGAAACCAGUCGAUCAGGUUAGACUUCAGAUUGAAAGACAAACAAUUAUACAAAGUUAGGUGAUUUUCUUGUUCGUAGUGGUGGUGUUGUAAUCAUGGCACUGUCCUUAGUUGGAGGGGCGGCCAUAGGAGCGCUGUUCGGAGCCUUGUAUGAUGUCGUUAAGAUAUCGAUAGGCAAGACUGCUAUGCAGUAUAAACCCCUCCUCAGAGAUCUUAAAUUCACACUAGACUCUCUAAGGCCGCGGAUCAUCCAACAGAUAGGAGAACAUAACGUGGAAUUGGGUAUUUCGAACGAAGAUAUAGAGAGCCUGCAAAGACAAAUGGUGGAGGGUACAGAGCUCGUUAGGAUGUUAUCGAACCGUGGCACGUGGAGCUGCUACAUCCUGUGCAGCUGCUGCAACUGCAAUAAGCCGAGUUAUGCGGAACAACUUGUUGAAUUGGAUAGGUCUCUUAGAAUAUUGUUGGAGAUACUGAAGCUACAGGAAGCGCGGGAUGUGAAGGAGGUCUUGCUUUUGGCUAGGAAGAUCAACGACAAACAAGGUGAAUUGGAAAGGAGAAUGGCCGAUUUGCUCAAAGGGCAGCAAGAGUCGGGGGACGGGGGAGAGUCAUCGGGAAGUGGUGCAGAGACAACACCGAAUGAACAAAAUGGAGAGAAUGGUGGACAACAAGUGGCGCCGUCAGGUGGAGGAGUAGGGGCUGCUGCUCUAGGAGCGGCGUUUCGGGUGUUGUUUGACACUGUUAUGCAAGUGAAGGACAAGACUACCGUGCUUAAACGCCCCCUCGGAGAUCUCAAAUCAACACUAGACUCGGUAAAGCCGUUGAUAGAAGAGGUGGCAGAAUGUAGCAAGGUAUUGAAUCUCCCAAAUGAGGAAUUAGAAGAUGUUAGAAUACAAAUGGAGAAGGGUGCAGAGCUUGUGAGCAAUUGCUCAAAGAUUCGUCGCUGGACUACCUAUAAAAUGUAUGAGUAUACCAACAAACUUCUUGGAUUGGACGGAUCGCUUCAAAGAUUGUUAACUGUGCUAAGAGGGCAGUUAGCAAGGGAUGUGAGGGAGAGCUUGGUUUCCGUAAGCAAUAUAGAGGCGGUGAUCAAUCAAAUUGAAGGGAGUGGUGUGGUAAAAUUACAAAAUGAAGCUAAAGGUUCAUGUGAAACACCCGCAGCCAUGGCUAAGAGUGUAGUUGGAUUGAAUGCACUAAGUGUGGAGGGAACAAGGGACGUGACUGAGACAUUGGAUCCAGAAGUGAAUAUAAAGGUAGGGUGGCAGAAAGUUGAAGAGAGUUGGGUGGCACAAAGUAAAACUGAACAUCCAUCACGUACAGUUGGACAGGAUGCAAUGAACAUGCAGGUGGGAGCAAGGAGUAUGGAGGAGAUCUCUGUAAGUGAUGUAGAGCUGGGGCUCAAGCGAAUUCAGCCUAAAGAAGUAUCCAAACUUGAUGCGCCAUUUAGGGUAUUGGGGAAGGAUGUUCUUAAGGAUGAGGAAGAUGAGGAACUUGAUGAGCAAGUGGAAGAUCAUCAUGACAGGAAGAAGAAAGGAGCUGAGUCUGUGACAGGUGCAAGUGGAGACGGGAUGGUGAUUUGUAAAGCUGAUGGGUGUGCAGUCGAUCUGAGUGAUGCAAAGGCGUAUAAUAGAAGGCAUAGGGUGUGCGAACUUCAUUCGAAGGCUCCACUUGUGAUUGUGUCUGGUCUAAAGAGAAGGUUUUGCCAUAAAUGCAGCAGAUUUCAUGAUCUAUCAGAAUUUGAUGACACCAAACAAAGUUGUCGUAGGCAUUUUCCCUACAUUGAACACCAUGGUACAGCCACUCAGUUAAAGGACUUAAGUGGUGAUAUAGAUAGGGUGAUCAGUCAAACUGAAAGGAGUGGUGCGGUACAAUCACAAAACGACCAAAGUGAAAUUAAAGGUUCAUAUGAAGUGGUGGAAGCCACACCACCAGCAGUUGGAUUGAAUGUACCGAGUGUGCAGGGAACAAGGUAUUCAAAGGAAACAUUGCAGACCUCAGUGUGCAGGGAACAAGGGAUUCAUACAGAGCUAGGACUCAAGCAAAUUCAGGGGAAAGACGUGUUUGAUUCUGAACCUCCGUACGCUGAAUACAAGGAAACUGAAUACGUACCUCCAUCGGUUACAACUGGCAUGGAUGUGCUUUUGAGAGGAUUGAAGAGGUUUCUUCUUAAUGAUGAGGUGUCAGCGGUUGUGCUAACGGGUCCUGGGGGAAGCGGGAAAACCACAUUAGCAAAAUUCUUCUGUGAAGAUGAGGAAGUCAAAAAUAUAUUCAAGAACAACAUCUUCUUUGUUCAUGUUUCUGAAAAUCCUAACUUGAGCAUUAUGGUACAAACACUGUAUCAACAGAUGGGUUUCCAGAUACCUGCGUUGCAAGACGAAUCAAUUGCACUUCACUGGUUGCACCAAUUUCUCAUGAAAACAGCACUGCACCCAUCAAUGUUGGUCUUGGAUGAUGUUUGGCCUGGAUCGGAAUCCCUUCUUGAUAAGUUUGAUGAAUUCAAAACACCAAAUUACAAGAUUAUGGUGACAUCAAGGUAUGAAUUUCCGGCAUUUGGUUUUCCAUAUUAUCUGAAACCACUGAAUGCUGAAGAUGAGAUGACUCUUUCUCAUCAUUCCCGCGCACACAACAUCGAAUUACUGGAUGAUGAAGACCUGAUAUGUGUUUCUCCACCACCCAUCACAUUUGAUGAUGAAGGCCCGAUAACUCAUUUUCCUGAUUCAUCCGCGUCCUACUUGGGAGACGGAAGCUCUCAUGUUUCAACAGCUUUCAGGCCAAUGGACCAAUUUCAUGAUUCCUCCGCAUCAACCUUGGGAGAUAAAAGCUCGUAUGUUCCAAAAGAUGCAGGGACAAUGUUUGAGCCCGACAACCCCGUCAAGUCGACGCAGACAUAUAUGCAGCAGAAGUUGGAACUAAAGGUGAGUGCCAAUGACAAAGCAAUGAAGAAAGUCAUGAAAGCUGUCCACGCCAUAAAGGGGGUUCAUUCGACCAGUUGGGACGCGAAGAACCAAAGGCUAACAGUGAUGGGGCUGUUGGAUCCGGCGCUAAUAGCUACUAGGUUGAGAAAGAUCGCUUCGAAAACAGAGGUAAUAUCAGUUGGGCCAGCGAAGGAAGAGAUCAAAGAAGACAAGAAAGAGAAAUUUCUUACCAAGACCGAAAUAAAAGACGAUAAGAAAGCGAGAAAUCUCACUAUGAAAGAGAGAAUGGAAGACAAGAAGCAAGAAAAGAAAGAGCGAAGUCUUACCGCGAAAGAGAAAAUGGUGUAUUUUUGCACCAAGAAAAGAGAGGAGCGAAGUCGUACCAAGAAAAGGGAAGAUGAAAUUGAACAUGCACUCUGAAUAAUUAUAAUCAAAUUCCAUUGCUCCUAAGCAAAGGUCAGAAUUUGUAGCAUAUAAAGGAAGGUUAGCAGAUACUUACCAAUUAUCCAAAGCUGGAUAUUAAGGUCUUUAAGAUUACUCUCUUUUUGUAUGUGUAGCAUCUCCUUGGAAAAGGUUUCAACUUUAUUUUUUAUUUGUUAGAUGAUCAAUUGAUGUAUUUUAUGAAAGUUGAUCUGCAAUAUGUAAAGAUGAUUUCUUUGUUUAUGUAUACUGUUUAAUUAUUAUAUCAAUGGAAAUUGGUGCUGCCAUUGUGGCAGUAGAUGA